AUGUCUACUGCAAAUCAAUGCAUUCUUGCAAUCGGAAAGACAGGAACUGUAAAAAGUUUUACGGGAAAAGUUUUUGGUGCACAAAGUAAUUCAAAUGUAGAUGAAGUUACGGUUCAUGAUAUUGGAAGUGGGAGCCUUUAUAUUGAUACCCCUGGAUUUGAUGAUUCCGAUAAAGAUGAUAAAACCAAACGUUUAAUUCUUCGUACGAUAUUCGAUAAAAAUAUUUCUAAUAUAACAACAAUUUUAUGGUUUGUCGAUCCUAAAAAUGGAACAUCAAACUCGUGGGAAAGUGAGGCAAGAUUUAUUGAGUCAUUAGCAGAUAACUAUGUCGAAAACGUAUGGGACAAUACGAUUAUUGUCACCAAAGGAGACAAAAUUGAAAAUGGCCCUCGUGAAGCAGCCAAAAAAGUGGCCAGGGAGAAGUAUGAAGAAACAAAUAAAGAAUCAUUUAAUGGCGAACAUGACCUGCUUGCAAAAACCGCUGAUUUUGCAAUUCAAUUAUUUGAAAGCUUACCAGAAGAUAGUGAUAUUCAUGAGACUGACUUAUCAAGCGAUGAGCUAAACGAACGUAAUAUUUUUAAAGAAUCUGAGCCAGAAAGAAUUCUUGUAAAGUACGAAUCAUUAAUGGAAGAGCACCCUAGCCAUCCUAUAAAAUUAAAUUUUAUAAAAGUUCGAUGUUCAAAAUGUCCAGAAUAUACUGAUCCAAGGCUAGCAGUACCAGAAUGCCAUACGGAAGCUGAAUUUUCUCAUGGAGAAAUAGAAAAUAUUCACCGUGGGGAAAUUAUACACGAACAUUCAGAUAAUCUUCUUUAUUAUCAUUCUGGUUCGUUAAAAGCUUAUCAUCCAGAUUCACGUACUAGUGUUCAUCCUGGUAAACGUCAUGAUAAUGAAUUGGAUAAUAGUUUUGGUGCUUGGGCAAAGGGUGCAAAGGGGUUUAUUCUUGCUGCAAAAACGAUAAUGAAGGUUGUUGCCAGAAGUAUAGUUGUUGUGAUCAUGGUCCCAAUAAUAGUGGAUGCCAGAAAAAAAUAUGGUUGUUGCGAUCAAUCUGACACAAGUGAAGGAUGUCAAAGUAUCUAUAAUCUUUGUAAACAUAAGGUUGGUGAAAGUCCUUGCAGUACGAUUUGUAAAGAAUGUGGGAAAGAUUCGAAUACAGAAGGUUGCAAACAACAGUGCAAAAAUUGCAAAAAUCCACAAACCGAGAAUGGGUGUAUUACUACACCACAUGUUUUUCUUGCUAGUUAG
Racocetra persica is the source of this 1242-nucleotide messenger RNA. The record is from the annotation of a GenBank genome assembly. NCBI's taxonomy places the organism in Eukaryota, Fungi, Glomeromycota, Glomeromycetes, Diversisporales, Gigasporaceae.